This is a messenger RNA of Paramecium pentaurelia, 3493 nucleotides long. The record is from the annotation of a GenBank genome assembly. Lineage: Eukaryota; Ciliophora; Oligohymenophorea; Peniculida; Parameciidae.
UAUGGAUUAGUAAAGGUUUUAGAUAUCUUAUCCUUAAUUGUAAAGUAUUUUUGAUACAGGCAACUUGUAAUCUGGUCAAUCGACCUAAAUAUUAGAUGAAAUAGGGUAAGUUGUCAUGUAAAUAGAAGGGGUGUUGAAUAAAUAUACAGAAGUUUAGAAAGUGAUCCAAAAAGUGGAAUAUAAGAUGUGAGCGAUAGAGUAGAGUAAUUUGGUAGUAAUAAGUUGGAUCCACCUGCUUUAUCUCCUUUUUAUAUGUGUAUGUACAAAUAGAGCAAGGAUUUUUGUAUUCGAAUAUUAGCACUUGCAACAGUAAUAAUGUUUUUGAUGGCUUUUUUCUCAGAAGAACCAUUUGAAUAGAUUGUGUAAGCAUUUUCAAUUCUGAUUGCUAUUUGUGCAGUAGUGAUCAUUGGAGCUAUGACAGAUUAUAGAAAGGAAAAAUAAUUUAGAUAAUUGUAUUUGGAAUAGGAAGAACAAUAAAAGAAAUUGUUUUAAGUUGUUAGAAAUGGUAUUACUUAAUAAUUGAAUCAUCUUGAUCUUGUUGUAGGAGAUAUUAUUACAAUAAAACCAGGAGAUAAUGUAACUGUAGAUGGAUUACUUAUAGAUGGUACUGAAACUAUAGAAGUGGAUGAAAGUAUGAUUACUGGUUUAACUGAUUCAUUAUCUAAAUAACCUAUAUCAAGAGGAAAGAAUUGUUUUGUAAGAGGAGGUAGCAAUAUUUUUGAGGGAACAGCAAAAAUGAUAGUUUUAGCAGUGGGUAAAUUUACAUAUGCAAACAGAAUGAAAAAUGAUAAUUAAAUAAAGGAGGAAGGGGAAGAAGAAUUGAUUCAUGAUGAAAGAUCUCCAUUAGCAAAAGCAUUAGAAACAUUAGCUAAAUUUUUAGUAUUUAUUGGUUGCAUGAGUGCAUUAGCUAUGUUUAUUAUUUUAGAAUUAUAUAUGGUUAGAGAAUUAUAAGAAUUACAAGUUAAAAUAUUCUCUUAAUUUGCUUUAAAAAAGGUUUUAUCAGAUUUUAUUGAUGCUUUUCUAAUUAUAGUACUCUCUAUUCCAGAAGGAUUACCAUUAAUUGUAACAUUAUCAUUAGCAUUUUCAAUUGCUAAAUUGAGAUAAAAAGAUAUUGUUAUUAGAAAUUUACAUGUUUGUUAAGUUUUGGGAGGUAUUGAUACUAUAUGUUUUGAUAAAACUGGAACAUUAACUUAUAAUAAUCUCAAAGUUAGUAAUGUUCAUAUUGCAAGUGAAGAAAGAUAUCAUAAUUUGCAAUCUCAUGAUCCUAUAUUUAGAAUGUUAGCAGAAGCAGUAUUAUCUACAAAUUCAGCUUUUUUAUCAGAAGAUAUUAUUAAUUAAAUUAAAUAGAUUGAGUAAGAAGAAUAUCAAUCUGAACAUAGUGGAAAAUCAAAUAAGAAAUCUUAAAAAUCAAAGAGUUCAUCUUCAAAAUCUAUUAAAUCUAAUAGUAUUUUUGAUGGAACUAUGAAAAGUGAUUGGAGUGGUAAUAGAUUGGAUGUUGCACUAAUUGAUUAUGUGGAAAUGAAAUUGAAAAGAGAAUUUGUUUAUGAAUAUUAAUAAGAUUUAAAGAAUUAAAUAAGAAAAACUAUUCCAAUUAAUAAUUAUGGAUUUCAUACUGAAAUUUUAUAGAUAAGAGGUGAUAAAUAUAGAAUCAUUUUGAAAGGUAAAUCCAAAGAAAUUAUUGAAAAAUGUAGUUAACUUAAUAUAUCUAUUCCAGAUAAUAGGGAUUUUGAAUUAUAUGAACCAGGACGUUUUAAAUUGUAAGAUUGUUGUAAUCAAGUAAUGACUUAAGAAUUUUUAGAUUUAGAAAAGAAAGCUGUUUUAAAUUAUAAUUCUUAAUCACUUAAAACAAUAUCAUUUGCAUAUAGAGAUGUUUAAAUAAAUAAUUUAAUUGAAUAAGAUUGGAAUUAAUUAAUAUCUUAAAAUAAUUUUACUUUUAUUGGAACUUUAGCAAUGAGAGAUGAUAUUAGAUAAGAAGCAAAGAGAUUAGAUAGUGCAUUGAAAAUGGGUAGUAUGAAUGUUAUGAUAUUGACUGGUGAUACUAGAGUAAAUGCAGUUAAUGUAGCCAAAUAAUUAGGUUGGGUAAGUAGUGAUUAAGCAGAUCAUGAAAUAUAAAGAAUUAGUGAACAUUUACCUAAAUCUUCUUAAAUGGAACAUUAACCAAUUAUAAUAGAACCACCAUUUAUUCCUAUUGAUGAAUAAUAAGCAAUCAAAAUUACAUCAGCAAUUAUGGAAUGUCCAUAAGAUGAAAUUGCUCCACUUUUGAAUAAUAAAUUUGAUCAUUAAUAAAUUUCAUCUUCAGCAGCAUUAAAAACAAUAUUGAUUUUGAAUUUCUAAGAAUAUGUAAUUAGAAUUAGAAAGAUAUUAAAUGAUUCUAAAAUAUAUUAUACACAUUAAGAAGUUAAUGAAAGAAAUAUAGUAUCUAAAAUUCCAGAAAUAUUAGAUGAUGCCAUAGCUUGCAAAGUAUUUUAUUUAUAUUUAAAUCUUAGUCUGUAUCUAAUAUGAAUAAAGUAUUAUAAAUAUUAGCAGAUCUAAAUUAACAUUAAAAACAUUAAUUUUUGGAAGUUUAUUCUAAUAUUAAUGAAUCAACUAUUGGAUAUGUUGGAGAUGGUAAUAAUGAUGCUAUUGCUUUAUAAACUGCAGCUGUUGGAAUCACAUUAGGAAAAACUGCAACUAAUAUUGCUAGAGAAUGUAGUGGAGUAAUCUUGAUGGAUGAUAAAUUAGAUGGAAUAGAAUUAUGUAUGAAAUAUGGCAGAAACAUUUUCUUAAAUAUCAAAAGAUUCAUCUAUUUCUAAUUGAGUUUCUUUUUGAAUUCUAUUGCUAUUAUGCUUACUGCCUCUAUUGUUUUGAAAUAAUAACCAUACACUGUAUUAGAAGUCAUAUGGUUGAGUUUGUAAUAUUAUUAUAUCAUUUUUAGAGUAUAAGAUAUUUUUUCAGCUGUUGCCCUAAGUACUGAAAUUCCUUAAGAUGAUAUAUUAAAUAGAACAAAACCUGCAAAAAGGGGAGAAAAUAUUAUUGACAAGUUUUUAUUAUAAAUGACUUGUACAUAAGCAGUAUUUUAAUAUUUGGCCACCUUAAUUGUUCUAUUUUUAACUCCUAUGAUGUUUGGCAUUGAGUAAUAUUUUUUCAAUUAUAUCAUAGGCCAUCUUAUAAACAUGAUUUGCAUGCUUUAGGAGCAGAAUUUGUUUCUGAAUGGGCUGUUCAUUAUACUCUAGUCUAUCAUUUAACUGCCAAUUUCUAGAUUGUCAAUUUAAUAUGCAGUCGUAGAAUUGGUUAGCAUGAAUACAAUGUCUUUGAAGGUAUCCAAAAGAAUAAACCAUUUACUGUGAUGAUUAUUGGCUUGAUAAUAAUUCAAUAGGUUAUCAUUUAUGCUGGAGGCAAGUACUUUAAAACUGCUCCUUUAACAAUAUUUGAAAAUCUAUUUUGUUUAAUUUUAUCUUUUGGAGCCAUGAUCGUCUUUUGGUUGUCUAAAUAUAUCUAUUCAACUGCAAAAUGA